Molecule: messenger RNA, 3070 nt
Organism: Chrysochloris asiatica (Cape golden mole)
Lineage: Eukaryota; Metazoa; Chordata; Mammalia; Afrosoricida; Chrysochloridae
Gene: RASA2
Product: RAS p21 protein activator 2
Exons: 24
Coding region: 30-2597 (855 amino acids)
Biological process (GO): intracellular signal transduction; regulation of GTPase activity; negative regulation of Ras protein signal transduction
Molecular function (GO): GTPase activator activity; phospholipid binding
Source: RefSeq, a predicted model, not a curated record
CUGAGCUGCGGCACGGGCCGGGCGGCACCAUGGCGGCGGCGGUGGCUGCUGCUGCUGCUGCUGCUGCUGCUGCGGUUUCUUCUGAGACGCUGGCGGCGACUGCCACGGCAGAGCCCGAGGCCAGAGACGAGGACAGUCGCGACGUCCGAGUACUCCAGAGCCUGCGGGGCAAAAUCUGUGAAGCAAAAAAUUUGUUGCCAUACCUUGGACCCAACAAAAUGAGAGAUUGUUUCUGCACUAUAAAUUUGGAUCAGGAAGAAGUUUAUCGUACCCAAGUUGUAGAAAAAUCUUUGAGCCCAUUUUUCAGUGAAGAAUUUUAUUUUGAGAUUCCAAGAACUUUCCAGUAUUUGUCUUUCUAUGUUUAUGAUAAGAAUGUUUUACAAAGAGAUCUUCGUAUAGGAAAAGUAGCCAUCAAAAAAGAAGACUUGUGUAGUCACAGUGGUAAAGAAAUGUGGUUUUCACUACAGCCUAUUGACUCCAAUUCAGAAGUUCAGGGUAAAGUUCACCUUGAAUUAAAACUGAAUGAGCUGAUAACAGACAUUGGAACUGUGUGCCAGCAGCUUGUCGUACACAUCAUGGCGUGCCAUGGGUUGCCUCUCAUAAAUGGACAAAGCUGUGACCCUUAUGCAACGGUUUCUCUGGUGGGCCCUUCUAGGAAUGACCAAAAGAAGACAAAAGUAAAGAAGAAAACAAGCAAUCCACAGUUUAAUGAAAUCUUUUAUUUUGAGGUAACCAGACCCAGCAGUUACACGAGGAAGUCCGAGUUUCAGGUACAAGAGGAAGACAUUGAGAAGCUAGAAAUUAGGAUUGACUUGUGGAACAAUGGAAAUCUGGUCCAAGAUAUUUUCCUAGGUGAAAUUAAGGUUCCUGUGAAUGUAUUAAGAAAUGAUUCUUCUCAUCAAGCAUGGUACUUACUGCAACCAAAAGACAAUGGAAAUAAAUCUUCCAAAACUGAUGACCUGGGGUCUCUUCGGUUAAAUAUAUAUUACACAGAAGACUGUGUGCUUCCUUCGGAGUAUUAUGGCCCUUUGAAAACUUUGCUGCUAAAAUCACCAGAUGUCCAGCCCAUAUCUGCCUCAGCUGCUUAUAUUUUGGGUGAAAUAUGUCGAGAUAAAAAUGAUGCUGUUUUGCCCCUUGUACGACUGCUGCUGCACCAUGAUAAACUGGUUCCUUUUGCCACUGCAGUGGCUGAAUUAGACUUGAAGGAUACACAAGAGGCAAACACAAUUUUUAGAGGAAAUUCCUUGGCUACCCGAUGUCUGGAUGAGAUGAUGAAAAUUGUGGGAGGGCACUACCUGAAAGUAACAUUAAAACCUAUUCUAGAUGAGAUAUGUGAAACAUCAAAGUCCUGUGAAAUUGAUCCUAUUAAAUUGAAAGAAGGAGAUAAUGUUGAAACAAAUAAGGAGAAUCUGCGCUACUUUGUAGAUAAGCUAUUCAGUACAAUUGUAAAAUCCAGUAUGAGCUGCCCCACUGUAAUGUGUGAUGUCUUUUAUUCUUUAAGGCAAAUGGCUACUCAACGAUUUCCUAAUGACCCUCAUGUUCAGUAUUCUGCAGUGAGCAGCUUUGUAUUUCUUCGUUUCUUUGCUGUAGCCGUAGUAUCACCUCAUACUUUUCAUUUGCGACCUCAUCAUCCAGAUGCACAGACAAUCAGGACAUUAACUCUCAUCUCAAAAACAAUUCAAACUUUGGGAAGCUGGGGGAGUCUGUCCAAAAGCAAGUCAAGUUUCAAAGAGACAUUCAUGUGUGAGUUUUUCAAAAUGUUUCAAGAAGAAGGAUAUGUUAUAGCAGUUAAGAAGUUCCUGGAUGAAAUUUCAUCUACUGAAACUAAAGAGUCCAGUGGUGCAAGUGAACCCGUGCAUCUGAAAGAAGGUGAGAUGUAUAAAAGAGCUCAGGGAAGAACUCGGAUUGGAAAAAAGAAUUUCAAGAAACGGUGGUUUUGCUUAACCAGCAGAGAGCUCACCUACCACAAGCAGCCAGGUAGCAAAGAUGCAAUUUACACAAUCCCAGUCAAAAACAUUCUUGCUGUGGAAAAACUGGAAGAGAGCUCUUUCAACAAGAAAAAUAUGUUCCAAGUAAUACAUACGGAGAAACCCCUCUACGUCCAGGCAAAUAACUGUGUAGAGGCUAAUGAGUGGAUAGAUGUACUCUGCAGGGUGAGCCGAAGCAACCAAAACAGGCUCAGUGUUUAUCAUCCCUCUGUGUACCUGAAUGGAAGCUGGCUUUGCUGUCAGGAGACCAGUGAAAACACUCUUGGCUGCAAGCCUUGUACUGCAGGUGUCCCUGCGGACAUCGAAAUAGAUAUUGAUGAAGACAGAGAAACAGAAAGAAUUUAUUCCCUUUUUACCCUCAGUAUACUUAAGCUGCAGAAAAUGGAAGAGGCUUGUGGAACUAUAGCCGUCUAUCAAGGACCACAGAAAGAGCCUGAUGAUUAUUCUAACUUUGUAAUCGAGGAUUCUGUAACAACCUUUAAAACAAUUCAGCAAAUAAAAAGUGUCAUAGAGAAGCUGAGUGAACCUCAUGAAAAGUAUAGGAAGAAAAGAUCAAGUAGUGCAAAAUAUGGGAGCAAGGAAAAUCCAAUUGUUGGGAAAGCAUCUUAGAGUUUAACCAAUAGAUUCAGAAGAACUGGAAAAUACUAUUUUUGUUGGAAUUUUUAAUUCAUCACCUAUUUUGCCCAUAGUAUUUAAGAAUGAACAUUGGCUUUCGUGUCACCUGUGUUCACAUUGUAUUUAAUAUUUAAUAUUUGAAAUUAACUGAGAAUUCUGGUAUUAAUGUUUUCGGGUGAAUUUGAAACCCAAGAUUCCCUUCAUAACUUACGUGUCCAAAGCCAUGCAUCUGUAACUUCUUUCUAAUAGAAAGAAUCUUCCUAAAGAAGAUCUUCAAGAAGCUUUUUAACAAAGGGAGAACUCCUCCAUAGCAAGAAACAAUCUCUUCUUGUAACACUCCAUGUUCUGUGAACUUGUUUUCACUACCAUUAGUGCCUGUUCUAUACUGCCAAUAUUGUGUUUUAUUAGAAAAUUCCAAUCCAUGACAAUUCAGAGCUUCCCAUUUAGUUCUUCUAAGCCCUCCCCCU